Messenger RNA from Aspergillus fumigatus Af293, 1347 nucleotides. NCBI's taxonomy places the organism in Eukaryota, Fungi, Ascomycota, Eurotiomycetes, Eurotiales, Aspergillaceae. The record is from RefSeq and is a predicted model, not a curated record.
AUGUCGGCGACAGCAGCGAGACCAGAUCCAUUUCGGCCAGCGAAGAGAGUUGCGGGCCAGAGACAGGAUGUCUGGUCAAUUGUCAACGAAGCCGCUGCCGCUUCGCCGGUCCAACCGAUUGUGAACAUGGGUCAAGGCUUCUUCGGCUACAACCCUCCUCAAUUCGCUCUUGAUGCGGCCAAGGAAGCUCUCGACCGGGUCGAGUGCAACCAGUAUUCGCCCACAAAGGGCCGUCCCCGACUUAAGAAGGCCAUUGCGGAUGCAUACUCUUCCUCCUUCGGACGAACCAUAAACCCGGAUACGGAAGUUUCCAUCACCACCGGCGCAAAUGAAGGAAUGUUGAGUGCUUUCAUGGGAUUCAUCGAACCAGGAGACGAGGUCAUCAUCUUCGAGCCCUUCUUUGACCAAUACAUCAGCAACAUCGAGAUGCCUGGCGGUACAAUUCGAUAUGUACCCCUCCAUCCUCCCAAGGACGGUGCAACGAGGACUUCGCCUGCGUCUGAAUGGACUAUAGAUUUCGAGGAACUGGAGAAGACGAUCAAUUCGAAGACAAAGAUGAUUGUAAGGAGUUUUGAACUCACCGUGAGUGAGCCAGGUCAAUUACAUCUGUAUGGAGCUAACAACAGCAUCAGACACAACCCCGUCGGAAAAGUCUUCUCGCGAGACGAACUUGAACGCAUUGGUCAGCUAUGUGUGAAGCACAAUCUUAUUAUCCUCUCCGACGAGGUGUAUGAUCGCCUCUACUACGUACCUUUUACUAGAAUUGCUACCUUGUCCCCAGAGCUCUGGGAGCGAACUCUCACGGUUGGCUCCGCCGGCAAGGCCUUCUACGCUACUGGCUGGCGGGUUGGAUAUCUCAUCGGACCGGAGCAUCUCAUCAAGUAUGUCGCCGCUGCACACACGCGCAUUUGCUACAGCAGUGUAUCUCCCCUUCAGGAAGCCGCCGCAGUGGCUUUCGAGCAGGCAGACAAGGUCGGAUUCUGGGACCAGAGCCGGAGGGAAAUGAAGCAGAAAAUGGAACGCUUCUGCGAAGUCUUUGAUGAGCUCAACAUUCCCUACUCUGAUCCGGAGGGUGGCUACUUCGUCCUUGCAAACAUGUCUUCCGUCAAACUCCCGGAAGAUUACCCAUUCCCUCCCCAUGUUGCCAGCCGCCCUCGUGAUUUCAAACUUUGUUGGUUUCUGAUCCACGAAGUCGGGGUGGCAGCCAUCCCUCCGACGGAAUUCUACACCGAUGCGAAUGCCCACAUCGCCGAAGACUACCUUCGCUUCGCCGUCUGUAAAAACGAUGAUGUCUUGGAGACAGCGAAGGAGAGACUCCGCGGUCUGAAGAAAUACAUCUCUAAGUAA